AUGGAGUUUAGAUCUCUGGAGAUAUGCAGUUUAAUUAAGAAACUUGAGCAACAAAUGCUGCUUGAUCCCAAUUGCUUCCUGGUGGCACCUACCGACGGUACCCAACAGCAACAUCCCCGUCCAGUCCUUUGUAGCCAUGGAAGAGGGAAGAGAAAGGGCAAAGGGGAGGAGAAGGGGAAAGAGAGGAGAGGGGUGGCGAGAGGUGGCAUUGGAGGAGGUGCUGGUGGAAGAAAAGGUGGUAGUGCAGGAGGUGGGGCUGGUGGUGGAGCAGGCGGGAAAGUAGGAGGAAUGACUGGUGGAGGCAUUGGCGGUGGUGUCGGAGGUGGAGGCGUGGAAGGAGAGGCUGGAGAAGGCCUUGGCGGAGGUUUGGAGGUGGGGCCGGUGGCGGAGUAG
Coffea arabica (coffee) is the source of this 393-nucleotide messenger RNA. The record is from RefSeq and is a predicted model, not a curated record. NCBI's taxonomy places the organism in Eukaryota, Viridiplantae, Streptophyta, Magnoliopsida, Gentianales, Rubiaceae.